AUGGAUCCUGAGCAAAGUGUCAAGAGUGCACAGACAUCGGAGGGCAGUCCCAGAAAGCGGCUUCCCAAAGGAGAAGCCAUUCAAGUCAGUGGCCCCUCCACAGCUCCAGCCCCGGGCAGCUCUACUUCCUCCUCAGCCACCCCCCUCCAUGAGCUCCUGUCCCAGCCACAGCAUUUUACAGGGCCUCCGCUAGUUCUGAGAGAGGGGACUCAGGAGAAAACUGGACACCAGAAGCCCCCGAAGAGAUCUACUGUUGAAGGCCCACCCCACCUCCCCCAGCUCCCUCAACACCCUCUGUCACCAGCAUUUAUGUCGCCCGGCAAGCCCGAGCACCUCCUGGAGGGGCCCACAUGGCAGCUAGUGGAGCCGAUAAGGCCAGGCCCCUCUGGGUCUUUUGUGUCUCCGGGGCUCCAUUCUCAGAGCCAGCUCCUCCCUGCCCACCCGACCAUCAUCCCUCCCGAGGAACUGCAGUCCAUCCCCAAAGUCUACAUCCCACGUGCCUCCCACAUCUCUAUGAAGCAGGCUGAGGAACCACCGAAGAAGGAGAAGAAGCCCCAGAAGCCCGGCAAGUACAUCUGUCAGUAUUGCAGUCGUCCCUGUGCCAAGCCCAGCGUGCUCCAGAAGCACAUUCGCUCUCACACGGGCGAGCGGCCCUACCCCUGUAUCCCUUGUGGCUUCUCCUUUAAAACCAAAAGCAAUCUGUACAAACACAGGAAGUCCCACGCACACCGGAUCAAGGCAGGGCUGGCUUCGGGAAUCGGCGCCGAGAUGUACCCCCCCGGGCUGGAGAUGGAAAGGAUCGGUGGCGAGGACUUUGAGGAGCCCACGGAAGGAGAAAGCACCGACUCAGAGGAGGAGACGGGGGCUGCGUCCAGCCACCCAGGCGACCUGUCCCCUAGACAAAAGCACACCCUCCUGGGCAGCAGCCUCUACGGCGCAGGCAGCCACGGUCCUGGCCACGACCGCUGUUCCUCGUCUCAUUCGGGCACAUCCCAGUCGCUGGAGGAGAGCUCCCAGUUUGCGGAGCCUUUGUCAUCGUCGUCGGAGCAUUCUAUGAGCCAUAAAGCAGAGGACACCCAUACCAUCAAGCAGAAACUCGCCCUGAGGCUCAGCGAGAGGAAGAAGGUGAUGGACGAACAGGCCUUCUUGAGCCCCGGGAGCAAAGGGAGCACUGAGUCUGGCUACUUCUCUCGCUCAGAGAGUGCCGAGCAGCAGAUCAGCCCACCCAAUACCAAUGCCAAGUCCUAUGCUGAGAUCAUCUUUGGCAAGUGUGGACGAAUCGGACAGCGGACGGCGAUGCUGACGGCCGCCGCCACCCAGCCGCUCCUGCCCCUGUCUGCUGAGGACAAACCCAGCCUGGGCCCGAUUUCCGUGCCUCGAACACAGGUCAUCGAACACAUCACGAAGCUGAUCACGAUUAACGAAGCAGUUGUGGACACGAGCGAAAUAGAUAGUGUCAAGCCCAGGAGGAGCUCUCUGUCCCGGCGGAGCAGCAUCGAGUCCCCCAAGUCUGGGAUCUUCCGAGACCCGUUUCAACUGGACCCAUCCAAAACUCUGCUCUCCCAUGGUGAGAAAGGCAAGCCGGAACAAUCACUACUCUCCCUCCAGCAGCUGCCCCCCAGCUCCACUGAGCCUGCGCCCCUCCUGAGGAGCCACUCCAUGCCUUCUGCCACCUGCACCAUCAGCUCUCCGCACACCUUCCGAGGGAGCUACUCCUUCGAUGACCACAUCAGUGAGUCGGACACCCUGAGCCGCAGCCAAGUCUUUACGUCCCACCCCCGCACGUUGAAACGCCAGCCAGCCUUCGAGCUCCCUUUGGGAGGGGAAUAUAGCUCAGAGGACAUCGGGCUAGGCCCUAAGGACACGGCCUCCAAACCCGCGGAAGAAAAAGAAGCCAAGGAAAGCGAACUCACCAAAAAGUCCCGGAAAGGCUCCAAAGCAAAAGGGAUCACCUUUGAGUGUAACAUAUGUGGGGCUCGGUACAAAAAACGGGAUAAUUACGAGGCCCAUAAAAAGUACUAUUGCUCAGAACUUCAGCUCACCAAGCCUGCUUCCACGGGUCCCCAUCCGUCCUCAGAAGUUGACAAGAACCAAGGGGAGUCCGAGCCGUGGUCUCAGAUGAUGCACUAUAAAUUGGGGACCAGUUUAGAAUUGACACCACUGAGAAAAAGACGGAAAGAAAAGAGCCUCGGGGAUGACGAAGACACCCCCUCCUUUGAGUCGACCAAAAGUCACUCCUCUGUGGGGCCUGGGAGCCAGUUCACCAACCCGGCACCCUCAGAAGCUUCUUUGAACCUCCCCCAGGAGCCCAUCAAGCCACCAGCAGAGCCAGCUCCAUCGGUGCCACCCUUGGAGGGGACCAUGGCCUUCCACCCAAGGACUCCCAAACCAGCUGCAGGUUCUGAGUCUGGGAAGGAGAGAAGAAAAAUCUCCACAGAAAUUUCCGUCAUCCAGCACACCAGCUCCUUUGAAAAACCUGACCCUCCCGAGCAGCUGAGCCACCAGGAAGGAGAGGACAAGGCUUUGUCCCAAUUCCCAUCACAGCCAGCAGUCACUCCGCACGGCCGCUAUCCCCACUCCCUGCAGCCAAGAUUGGUCCGCCAGCCCAACAUCCAGGUUCCUGAGAUCCUGGUGACCGAGGAGCCCGAUCGGCCAGACACUGAACCUGAGCCCCCACCGAAAGAACCUGAAAAGACUGAGGAAUUUCAGUGGCCUCAGCGGAGCCAAACACUUGCCCAGCUUCCCGCGGAGAAGCUGCCCCCCAAGAAGAAGAGACUGCGGCUGGCAGAGAUGGCCCAGUCCUCAGGGGAAUCCAGUUUUGAGUCAGUCUCCCUGACCCGAAGCCCUAGUCUGGAAAGCAGCAUAUCCCACGCUUCAAGCCACUCGGCCUCCUUCGAAAGGGAAGACCACGGGAAGACAGAGGCUCCCGGUCCCUCCUCUGAAACCCAUUCCAAGUCUUUUGGCAGCCACAUGUUGACUGUGCCGAGCUACCCUCACCACUCCAGAGAAAUGCGGAGGUCAGCCUCUGAGCAGUCGCCCAACAUAUCGCAUCCUUCUCAAAUAUCUGAGACUCGCAGCAAGUCUUUCGACUAUGGGAGUUUGUCUUUGGCUCCACCUCCCACGCCGGGCAUCCCCACCUCAUCGGCCCCACCAGAAAGAAGAAAAUGCUUCUUGGUGAGACAGGCUUCCCUGAGUCGGCAUCCAGAACACGAACUGGCGGAAACGGAGGAGCCGCUACCUUCCUCCAGCAAAUCUUGCCCCAAAAGUUUGCUUCAUCAGCCUUCUUCUUCCUCCAUCUCCUCAGCCUCUACCACGUCCUCUGCCUCCUCCACGUCCUCCUCCUCUUCCCAUGGUGGGUACCUCAGUGGUAAGAGCCAGCAGAAGGACAGUCCCCAGCUGGUGUCCAGCCCGCCUUACACGGAAGCCCUCCAAGUGUUCCACCCACCCAUUCCCCAGCUCUCCCUGCAUGAAAAACCAUACCUGCCCCCUCCGGUCUCUCUUUUCUCUUUUCAGCACUUCCUCCAGCAGCCAGGACAGUCCUCAGAGUUGUUCUCCACUCCGGCUAUGCCAGAGAUUUUCUCUGCCCCAUACUCCAUGCCCCCACUUCCCCCCUCCUUAUUUCAGACUCCACCAAUUCCGCUCCAGCAAGCUGUCCUUCAUCCAGGCCAGCUUCACAUGCCCCACCAGCUCAUACCUCAUCCGGCUGACCUUCCCUUUCGUCAGCAUCCUUCAUUUCUCCCCAUGCCCUAUCCCAACUCCUCCUCGCUCUCUUCAGGCUUCUUCCUGCCCCUGCAGUCUCAAUUUGCCCUUCAUCUACCUGGGGAGACCGGCACCCAUCUGCCCCCGGUGAAAUCCAGCCUGUCACCUCUCACGGGGCCCUCUGGCCUCUCCCCUAGCACAGAAUAUGGCACCGAUGUCCGGUUGCAUCCAGUGACCCGUGCCGCCAGCCCUCCAGUAUCGACAUCAGCCCCACAGCUGGCCAUUCCUUCCUGCCCAGAUCCCGCGGUGUCUCUGGUUGUUCCCGUCCGAAUCCAGACCCACAUGCCUUCCUAUGGCAGCGUGAUGUAUACGACCCUUUCUCAGAUCUUAGUGACUCAGUCCCAGUGCAGCCCAUCCUCCCUCGUGCUCCCCAAGUUUGAUGACUAUCAGGCCAAAGGGACUUCGGUCUGUGGAGUGGAAGCACCUGGGGUGGGUCUCGAGCUGGCCCAGAUCAGCGAGGAACAAAGAAGGGGGUUCCCGACACCAUACCUGAGGGUACCUCUGCCAUUAGCAGAGAGGAAGGGUUCUUCUCUGACCUCAGAAAGCAUCUUGGGCUUGGAAGGAAGCCCAUCCACUGUGGGAGGCAGCAAACGUGUGCUCUCACCUGCCGGCAGCCUAGAACUCACCAUGGAGACCCAGCAGCAGAAAAGAGUAAAGGAAGAGGAAGGCUCCAAGGCCGAUGAGAAGCUAGAACUGCUCAGGCCAGCCGGUACUAUCCUUGCUGGUGCUGAAGGCGGGAAGAGGCAAGAGAGAGCCCAGUUCGGGGGCCCCAGCCAUGGCCGAGGGGAGGAAGAGACGCUCCCUAGCUCAUCCUUGACUCAGCCCCAUCCCAAGGACAGCCCUCCCUCUCAGUACUCGGGGCUGCCUCAUUCGGGAGCCCCAGGCCUGGAAGCAUCAAAACAACCUCCUGGAAAGCCACCCCGAAGGCAGUCACCACUGCAGGCAGUGAAGAAAGAAGACUCCAAGGACCUGUCCGACCAUCCACCGAAGACUCCUCCCACCUCCUCCUCCACUUCUCCCAGGACAGCAAAAUCCCGGGAAGGUACAGACACCAAGAAGGUACUACAGUUCCCCAGCCUCCAUACGACCACUAAUGUCAGUUGGUGCUAUUUAAACUACAUUAAGCCAAAUCCCGUCCAGCAGGCAGACAGGAGGUCCUCUGUUUAUGCUGGUUGGUGUAUAAGUCUAUACAACCCCAACCUGCCUGGGGUGUCCACUAAAGCAGCUCUGUCCCUCCUGAGGUCCAAGCAGAAGGUCAGCAAGGAGAUCUACACCAUGGCCAUGGCUCCACAUCCCGAGACAGGAAGGCUUGUCCCGUCCAGCUCCCGAAAGCCCCGAAUGACAGAGGUAAGAACCGCCAUGAUCAUUUCUAUCAUCUCUAAGCAGCCUAGGGCCAGGAUAGAGAAAGAAAGAGAGAAAGGGGAGAAAGAGAAGGGGAGAGAAAGAGAGAGAAAGGGAGAGGGAGAGAGGAAAAGAGAGGGGGGGGUCUGGUACAAAUCAAAUGAAGAAUAUGUGUAUGUGAGAGGCCGCGGACGAGGGAAAUAUGUUUGUGAGGAAUGUGGAAUUCGCUGCAGGAAACCAAGCAUGCUGAAGAAACACAUUCGCACGCACACUGACGUCAGGCCCUAUGUCUGCAAGCACUGUCACUUUGCUUUUAAAACCAAAGGGAAUCUGACUAAGCACAUGAAGUCCAAGGCUCACAGCAAAAAGUGCCAGGAGAUGGGGCUGCUGGUGGAGCUGGAAACCGAGGAAGGAGCCAGUGACGACCCCUUCCAGGAUUCCGAGGGGCGGGAGGGCUCUGAGGCAGUGGAAGAACACCAGUUUUCUGAUUUGGAGGAAUCCGACGAGGAUGAGGACAAUGAAGAUGACGAAGAGGAGGAGGAGGAAGAGGAGAGUCAGGAUGAGCCCACUCUGAAGCCCUCAGAAGGGCCACUGUCUGCUGGACAUUCAAAGGUUAGCUCUCCACCAGCUCAGGAUAGAAGCCCCCGAGCAACCCCAUCUUUGCCCCAAGACGUUACCUCGCAUGACCAGCCCACAGCAAGCUUAAGAUUGGAGGCGAGAUGGCCAGCAGACUGGAGCGACGCUACCACCUGCCAGAGCCACUUGUGUCUCCACCAGCCAGUUCUGAUGUCCCAGGAGCCUUUAGCUCCCACUGAACGAGUGCUGGCCCCAAACCAGCAGGGGGGGAUUUUAGCCAUGGGUCCAUUAUUGAGCUCCCAGGCCACAUCCCCCAGAAGGCCAUGGUCCCCUGGCAAGGAGCCCUGCAGCAGCAGACCCAUGGUCCCCCGAAAACACUCACUAACCAAAAAUGAAAGUCCUCCCCAGCGCUUUGCACCCACUGGAGAUUUACCGUCCUUCCAAUGUGGCUCUCCCGGGAGAGGGAUUUCCCCUAGUCCAUGGAUGGUGUCUCCUCUCAGGUGCAUGUCACCUUCAACUCACUUGUCCCCAAGAAGAGAACUAUCCCCACGAGCCUAUCUCCCGCCAGAAGGCAGGGUCUCUCCAGAGAGGAACUUGUCUCCUAGUCAGGAGAUGAUACCCAUAAGACAUUCAUCCCCUAAGAAAAUGUCUCCAGGACUUUCUGAGUCCCCCCCACGGUACCCACUGCCAGGGAAAGAUGACUUAGCAUUCAUAAGUGGCACAGCAGCGGAUGAGCAAACCCUGGGCAGCAUUCCAGUCGCUCAGCGUGGUCUCUUCUCUCAAAAGCCUCUACCUCACAAGCUCCUUGGCAAAAACGUGGAGACCUCUGAAUCGAAGACGAAGUUGGAGCCCAGAAGCCCAGCCUGCUCACCAGGUCCUGCUCACCCGUUUCCCUUCAGACCCUUCUCUUCACUUCAUGAAUUCCACGGCCACCCCCCAGGCCGGACAGGAGAGAACCUCUUUAGCCAUCUCCCUCUGCAUUCCCAGCGCUUAGCCAGGACCCCCUGCCCCAUGAUCCCCAUCGGGGGGAUCCAGAUGGUCCAGGCCAGGCCCAGCACCCAUCCCACGCUGAUGCCCGGGGCCGGGGUGCCGUGGUCCACCUGCUUCUUUGGCGGGGGCAGCGACCUGACCAACUCGCGGCAGGCUCAGGAGAGAAGUCGAGAAGGCCCACCAGAGACGUCCUCGGCGUCUGUGUCUCCAGUGGCCAAGGUCUCCAAAUUCACUCUAUCCUCAGAGCUGGAGAGUAGCAGCUAUUCCCUAGAGAGAAUGAGGACUAGCGAGGGUCAGGUCGUGCCCCCCUGGGAGGAACCCAGGAUCGGAGGAGCGUCCUCGGAGACCCAGGCUCCGGCCCUCACGGACAGCCCCGGCUCUGAGCCGUCUCCCAGGCCGGCCAAGAGGCCCAGCCCCAAGGCCGCCCGCGGCAGCCCCUGCACUGACUCUGAGACACCGCGCACUUUCCCCUCGGCGAUCCCUUGCCAGACGUUGGACCGGAGCAGCUCCACGGGCUGCCUCAUGGAGCCGGCCCGGUGCCCCGUCCCCCGCAGGAGGAACCUGUCCGGGGAGCUCCGGCCGUCGGCCGGCCUUCGUCCCCGGCUGGGCUCCCCGCCCUUGGAGAGCGAGGGUCCCGGACCAACCCCGCGGAGGCCGGAGGACGAGGCCGGAGGAAGUCCCUAG
Molecule: messenger RNA, 7350 nt
Organism: Gracilinanus agilis (Agile Gracile Mouse Opossum)
Lineage: Eukaryota; Metazoa; Chordata; Mammalia; Didelphimorphia; Didelphidae
Gene: HIVEP3
Product: HIVEP zinc finger 3
Exons: 8
Coding region: 1-7350 (2449 amino acids)
Biological process (GO): regulation of transcription by RNA polymerase II
Cellular component (GO): nucleus
Molecular function (GO): RNA polymerase II cis-regulatory region sequence-specific DNA binding; DNA-binding transcription factor activity, RNA polymerase II-specific
Source: RefSeq, a predicted model, not a curated record